UCUUAUCAAAAUGUGUUUUUCUUCGAUUUUUGUCCGAAAUUAAUUUUGUAAUUUGAAAAAUCCUAUGUAUUGGCGUCCGUAAUUAAUUUACGUUGCAUUUACGUUAGUUAAAUAGUCGUAUAUCAUCCUAUUAAUUCGUAAUAAUCAAACGUAGAAAAUGUCGUUGAGCGUAUUGCGUCGUACUUCCCUCGCUUUGGCACGUCCUUUGCGGUCAAACGGUGCCAUUUCGCCAGUUUUAACGUUCAAAAGAAUGGGCGGUCAUCAUCACUUCGAAAUGAAGCCUAGCUCAUUUGUAUGGGAUAAACUUAAGGAUAUAUGGCACUUGUAUGUUUUUGGUACUUGUACAUUCUACGGUGCGAUCGUCUUGUACUGCAAUGUAUUCAUCGGUCCUGCUCAAUUGGCGGAAAUUCCCGAAGGAUAUAAACCAAAGCAUUGGGAAUAUUAUUCGCACCCUAUUUCAAGAUUCAUGCAGAAGUACUUCUACAUUGAUGAACAAGAAUCGUACGAAAAAAUGUUGAACGUGCUUUAUGACGAAUUCCUUCGCAUGAAAUUAAAGGAAUUGGAUCUAAAAGUUAAAGAAUUGAUCAAAGAACGUAAAGAUUAUCAAGCGUACUAUUUCAGAGCUGUACCUGCUGAUCACACUGAAUACGAUGAAUUUAUGGAGGGCGUAAUGGAUCGUUAUGCCAGUGAAGUUGAUAGCACUUUCUAGAAAAUUUAUUUGGUCUUUUUGUAUAUUAGUGUAUAGUGAUCGUAAUAUUAUUUAAGUAUGUUAUAACUCCGAAUAAUUUUCAAAAAAGUGUUGAAUCGUU
This is a messenger RNA of Planococcus citri (citrus mealybug), 809 nucleotides long. It is a transcript of the gene ND-SGDH, whose product is annotated as NADH dehydrogenase (ubiquinone) SGDH subunit. The coding region runs from base 158 to 709 and encodes 183 amino acids. The record is from RefSeq and is a predicted model, not a curated record. The transcript has 4 exons. Lineage: Eukaryota; Metazoa; Arthropoda; Insecta; Hemiptera; Pseudococcidae.